UGGAAACGUCACACCAACACCGACUUACGGUGUUUUAAAAACAACGCCUAAAAGGGAUGUUUUCUCAGCUACGCCACACGUUUCCCUACAAAUGUUUUAGUUGCAAUGUUUUUUAAAUGAGGUUGGCAAACAGAAAAAGUGGACUCCAUCCUAUGACCAGAAAAGAGAAUAAGAAUGAGGAUCAACAGUGAGGCCCAGUCAUUAUAAUCUCAACACAUGAAAUCAUCCAUAUGCAAGCGAGAAGAAAACAUCAUGAAAAUCUUUGGAGUUUAAGCUGAGAUGGAGCAAUAUUCAGAAGAUGAAGUUGAGAAAGGCUUCAAAAUGUUAUCCUGUGCAACACCACAGUUAGGAAAUGGCAGCCACACAAAUGAGCAUAACAAUGACCAGAAAUCAAUGGAGUGGGAAUCCCCAGAGAGACUUCCAGUAAUUAAAAGAUGGGAGAUUGGUCCACUUCUACAGUCAUUCAAAUCCAAGAUGGCUAGCUUUACGGAGAUUGUCAUGAGCCCUGUUCGCCUUUUUAAGUCCAGUGACUCACUGUCCUCAGCUGGAUUGUCUGAUCCGCAUCAACAGUUAAUCAAGUCAAAUGUGGAAAGUUCAACCAGGACUGAGGAGGGGGUGACUACCAGUGAUAAAUAUAAAAAUGGGUUGUUUUCAAAAAGGCCUUCAACAGAAGGAGUGCAGUGUAACAUUGCUCCUAAACGCCAUAGAGUUGCACAGAGACUGAAUUUUGGUACAGUUUCAAGUAACACCCACAAACCAGUAUUGGAUAAUAUUAAAAUGCACAGCAAUUUUAAGGUUGCACAAAAUGAGGAAGAAAAUCAGAUAGAUCGUCCUUCAAGGCAGUCACAAGCCGUCCUUCAGGAAGGAAUACAUGAUUCCUGUCCUUGUAAAGUAAGAAGUCGUUUUCUCAGGACUAGACCUAUUCCGUCCUAUGACAAAACUUUGAAUUCUGCAAGUGCCAAAUGUGUGUCUUGUCAAGCCAAUGUGCAAAAUGAUGAAGCUGUUGCUCAGCAGCGACUAAUUGGUGAGAGACAGACCCAUAGCAGUAAACAUGAAGAUGGUAUCACAGCCUGUGAACUUGGUAUUGACUCCUAUAUUUCAGAGGCAUCAAGCCUUUUGAAACUAGAAACAAACUCCGUAAUUGCAGAAAACACAAAAACAACUUCUUCAAACAAUGAUUCUGAAGCCGCUUCUAGUAUUUCCUCUGAUUUUCACAUGAUAGGUGGAGACACAAGAAGAGGUUGUGUGUUUGGCAAUGAGAAAUCUUAUUCACAGAUGGCCAUUAGGAAAAGCCCUAGAAAGUCAGUGAAGCCUCUGUCACAGACUUUUGAGUUCACCUCGACAGAAUUGGACACAUUUGUGACGGGACAAAAUACUCAUAACAUGAAGGAAUCACAGUCUGAAAAUGUUAUGGAAUGGACGCAUCACUCGGCUGAAGUAUCAGACUGUCCAAAGAGCACUUCUGUUGUGAAAGUGAGGGCAAAGAGGUGUCGAGAGGCAAAGAAAGACUUGCUGGUAAGGGGGAAAUGUAAUUUGCAAAAAGCUGAAGAGGGAGGCCUGAGGCCUACAAAGAAUAAAAACAAGGUCAAAGACAAUGACAUGUCUUUGGAAAAGAAUCAGGAGGAUGUAACAAUUGUUCAGAUCAGGAAAAAGAGGAAAGGGAUUUCUACAGUGCAACAGCUCCAAGUCUCAAAAAUGAUCCUUGACGAUGUUGAUAUGAGAAAUUCUGUUGUCUCUGACACCUCACACUCUUGUAACUCCACAGAGAUUAAACAAAUUAGACUGGAAAAGGCAGUAAGAAUUCGGUCGAGAAAAAAUGUAAAAUGUGGAAUGUUACUGACCUCUGCUAAUGAAGGUGAUGCCACUGAUGCUACAUCCUUCCAAAAUGACACAAGAAAUGUCUUGAUUGACAAGAUCUUAGACUGCAAUAAUUCGAAUGCCAUGGGAAAAUGUAAUUAUGAAAAUUCCAGACUAUCAGAGCUUCCAGGAUUGCAACACCCCAUGCAGGCACAAGAGACUUUUGAGAAGAUUGUUGAAUCUCAGAAGACAAGACAGCAUUUUCUUAAAAGUGCAGGAAAUGCAGCUUUACAAAAGAGGAAUCUUCAUCCACCCAAGCAAAAUUUUAAGGACUGCUGUACAACUUCAGUAGUUCAUCCAGCAGGACCCAGUAAACCUGCAAAAAGAACAGUACUUCAGAGCGAUGAAACUCAAAGGACUAUUAUUGCAACUGAGGAGCAGGAGUCAUUUCUGUCUACAGGGGUGCUUUCAGGACUUGAAGUAAGAGAAGAAAAAAAUGGAUUUGUGUCACCACCAGUGCAGCCUAAUUCGACAGCUCCAUUAGAGUCAGAAAGAAAGCCAAGAAGACCCACAAAGAUUAUGAACCGAGAAUGUAGCAAAUAUGUUUUCGCUGGAAAAAGGAAAGGUGCUAUUGGAAGCAAAGUUGAGGCAGAGACCCAAGAACAGACAAUGGAUGCCAUUCCAGUAGUGUUGUCAUCAGGUAGAGGCUCCAAACGCCUCCUGCGCAGCUACUCCUGCCCUGAAAUCCCUUCUCUAUUAUUGAGUGACUCUCAUUUACCCCUUUCCCACAUGCAUGACAACAGUACUACCUCACCACCUAAAAAGAGCUCACCUGUUCCACUUCCCACCCAUUUAAACUCUCCGUCCAAGCGUACUCGCCGGCAUACUGUCUGUAGUGUAGAGACGGAACGAGAAAUUGCCCCUCUGUGUCUUCGUAAGGAGGUGUACCCUGCUAGUAGGGGUGGCCACUACAGUGGUCCUUCCUUCCCAUACUCUCCCUCAACCUCACUCACAGCCAUUGCCUCUUGUUUUUUGUCUAGUCCUCUAGCGUUCUUGUCCAAAAGCUCAAGUCAAGGGCGUAGCCAUGCUAGUGACACCAGCACUGGCAGCUUUCAUGCCAUUGCCUCCCCUUUUGCGUCCAGUUUCGCCACAUCCUCAUCAUCGUCCUCCUUCAGUUCCCCCUUUACAUCCACCCUCACAGCCUGUCGUGCUUUAUCUGGCCCCUCCACUGUUGUCACUCCCAGUCCUGAGAUUCCUCCUGCCUGUGUGUCAUCACUCUGCAGGUCUUUGGAGGGAGACCAUGUGAUGCUUCAAAUGAGGUGUGAGGAAUCAAUGGAUCAAAACUAUAGCCUUCAAAUCUCAUCUACAUCCAUCUCUGAGGAAAAAGCAUUAUCAGACUCUGAAAUCAAGACAGAAAUUAAGGAGGGUCAUCAAGGAAAAGUCUCCUCUAUUCGUAUCUGUAAGAAAAUUCCAAAGCCUCAGAAUAAUCUCACCCCAAUGGGCCUUCCUAAGAUCAUCAGAAUAAAGAAGAAGGAUUUUAGCUUGGAGGAAAUCUACACCAAUAAAAACUUCAGCAAACCUCCUGAUGGACGUUUGGAAACCAUUUUUGAGGUGCCUCUCAACCGGCGAGAUGGCUCUCAGGCUGUUGUAGGCCAAAAAAAGGUAAAGCGCUUUGUUGAAUUCCCCGAACUGGGUGUUGCCAGGAAGCCCAAGAAGCCUCUGGUCGGUGGAAUAGCAGGGGGUGGAGCCCAGAGGAAAGCCUUAGGGAACUCUGGGAUCUGUAGAACCAGACGAGGUGUCUGGCUCUCUUCUAAAGUGGAUGAUGGGCUUAUUUUGCAGAAGUUGGAUUCGCUCCUCUGUUCCAAGCUUGAAGAACUAGACACCUGGAUGGCACUUCAAGUUGCAUGCUGAGGCAG
Molecule: messenger RNA, 3713 nt
Organism: Xyrauchen texanus (razorback sucker)
Lineage: Eukaryota; Metazoa; Chordata; Actinopteri; Cypriniformes; Catostomidae
Exons: 8
Coding region: 280-3708 (1142 amino acids)
Source: RefSeq, a predicted model, not a curated record